Miscanthus lutarioriparius is the source of this 1308-nucleotide messenger RNA. Lineage: Eukaryota; Viridiplantae; Streptophyta; Magnoliopsida; Poales; Poaceae. The record is from the annotation of a GenBank genome assembly.
AUGGCCGACGACGGCUUCUCCGCAGCGCGGCUGUUCUCGCAGGGCGUCUCCUACACCUACGACGACGUGAUCUUCCUCCCGGGGUACAUCGACUUCCCCGCCGACGCCGUCGAUCUCUCCACCCGCCUCUCCCGCCGCGUGACGCUGUCCGUCCCCUGCUUCGCCUCCACGAUGGACACCGUCUCCGAGGCUGCCAUGGCCUCCCUCAGCGCCGCCACCGUCUUCCACAGCAACGCCGACGCCGAGACCCAGGCCUCCAUCCUCCGCGCCGCGUCCCCUGGGACUCCUCCACCCGGUUCUUCGCCCCGUCCGCCGCCGACUUCGUCGGCUGCGCGUACGCCGUCGCUCAUCGGCGUCACCGCCGCCGCCGACCACAGGCCCGGCGUCCCCGUGUCGGAGUACAUGACCCCCGCCCCCCGCACGGCGUCUGCCGCCUUUCUCGCGGACGAGGGCCUGGACUUCGUGCCCCUCAUCUCCGACGGCACCGGCGAUGUCGUCGUCGACCUCAUCACCGCCCUGGACGUCGAGCGUAUCCGCAGCUACCCGAAGCUGGGCACACCGUCGCUCGGGGCGGACGGGAGGUUUGUCGUCGCGGCGGCGAUCAGGACGCGGGAGGAGGACAAGCGCAGGCUCGAGAUGCUGGUGAAGGAAGGGGCGAACGCCAUUGUGAUCGACAGCUCACAGGGGAACUCUGUUUACCAGCUCGACAUGAUCAAGUACGCCAAGAGGAUGUACCCUGAGGUGGAUCUGAUCGGUGGAAAUGUGGUCACCGUUGCGCAGGCACAGAAUUUGAUCGCCGCCGGGGUGGAUGGGUUGCGGGUUGGGAUGGGCUCUGGAUCGAUUUGCACCACGCAGGAGGUUUGUGCUGUAGGCAGAGGACAGGCUACUGCAGUUUACAAGGUCGCGCAAUAUGCCAAGGAUCAUGAUGUGCCUGUUAUUGCUGAUGGUGGAAUCUCAAACUCUGGGCAUAUUGUGAAGGCCCUGACUCUAGGGGCAUCAACUGUUAUGAUGGGUAGUUUCCUGGCUGGCAGUCUUGAAGCUCCUGGUGUUUAUGAGUACAAGCUUGAUGCAGAUAUACCGAACAGUGAAGGGAACAACAACAGACAGAUCUUGUGCUGCAGUGCCAACUCUACUUGGCUCGGCCACUAUUGUUUUGACCAUAAAGCCAUUGAUACAGUGCUUGCAGAGGUGAAAGGUUGGAGAGCCAAGUGGAGUGUGCAGAAGAGUUUUGAUCUAAGUGCUGCUUCACAGCUGCUACGAUGUCUAACUACCGGAAGCUUGUCAAUGUCGUGGAGGUCCUACAGCUAA